AUGGAACGAACUUUAGCGGGAGACAGCAAACGACGGAAGCAAUUGGCUUGGGAUAACGAGAAACUUCCGAUUGUUGAAACUAAUUUUGAAAUCUGUCUGGAUUGCAGCUUUGAGCAUCUCAUGAAGGAUAAAGAGAUCACCAGCUUGGGAUCACAGAUUCGACAUUGCUAUGCGUACAACAAGCGGGCCAAGUUCCCUUGCCGAUUUACAGUUACAAAUCUUUCUGGGAAAACCUUGGAACAUUUACAAAAGGAAACCGGUUUCCACGAAUGGGGCAACCGAGCUUUUGUAUCUACCGAUCGACAUUUCUCGGAACACUUCUCAGACGGAAGCGUAGAAGGCUACUCUGAUGAAGAAAACGGAGCAAAGGAAGCGAAAAAGCUGGUCUACUUGACAAGUGACUCCGACAAUGUUAUUUCAUAUUUGAAGAGCGAUGAGAUAUAUAUCAUUGGAGGUAUUGUGGAUAGGAAUAGACUCAAGGGAAAGUGUUAUGAUGAAGCUUUGAAGUACAAUAUAUCGCAUGCUAGGCUACCACUAGACUCUUGUUUGGCAAAGAUGCCUUCCACCAAGGUCCUCACUUGCAAUCAUGUCUUGGGCAUACUUCUUCAAUAUCGGGAACAAAACGAGAAUUGGGCAGAGGCGAUGCAACAAGUGCUGCCAAGUAGAAAGGGCGCUAUAUACAAGCAAAAACAAAGGCAAGCCUUUCAUGGAAAAUCUUGGGACUGCUGA
Molecule: messenger RNA, 729 nt
Organism: Cylindrotheca closterium
Lineage: Eukaryota; Bacillariophyta; Bacillariophyceae; Bacillariales; Bacillariaceae
Source: the annotation of a GenBank genome assembly